CUGCCCCACCUGCCGGAAGCCAGCUCCGGAUGACUAACGCCUGUUCCUGGUCUCAUGAUCUGAAGCUGUGUCAUCGCGAUACUAGUUCCCUCGAAAUGGCCGCAAACAGUCAAGGAAACUUUGAUGGAAAAUUUGAGGCACUGGAUCUUGCAGAAUUAACUAAAAAGCAACCAUGGUGGCGUAAGCUGUUUGGGCAGGAAUCUGGGCCAUCAGCUGAAAAAUAUAGUGUAGCAACCCAGCUGGUAAUUGGGGGUGUUACUGGAUGGUGCACUGGUUUCGUAUUUCAGAAGGUUGGAAAAUUGGCUGCAACAGCUGUAGGAGGUGGAUUCUUUCUCCUUCAGCUGGCAAACCAUACUGGAUACAUCAAAGUUGACUGGCAAAGAGUAGAAAAAGACAUGAAAAAAGCCAAAGAGCAGUUGAAGAUUCGUAAGAAUAAGCAAAUACCAACUGAGGUCAAGAGCAAAGCUGAGGAGGUAAGACUUGUUUUGUUCAGAUUUAGUAUAUGAACAGUAUAGGCAGUUUUGUAUACAAGACAGGAUAUAUAACUAUCUCAGCAGUAUAAAAAGCUUUAUGAUAAAAAAGAACUUGGAGCACUGAGACAAAAGCUAUAUUCUGUAU
Mastomys coucha (southern multimammate mouse) is the source of this 618-nucleotide messenger RNA. It is a transcript of the gene Fundc2, whose product is annotated as FUN14 domain containing 2. The transcript has 4 exons. Bases 30 to 506 code for a protein of 158 amino acids. Gene Ontology annotation, cellular component: mitochondrial outer membrane. Gene Ontology annotation, biological process: autophagy of mitochondrion. The record is from RefSeq and is a predicted model, not a curated record. Lineage: Eukaryota; Metazoa; Chordata; Mammalia; Rodentia; Muridae.